Messenger RNA from Cantharellus anzutake, 1588 nucleotides. RefSeq lists its product as uncharacterized. The record is from RefSeq and is a predicted model, not a curated record. Lineage: Eukaryota; Fungi; Basidiomycota; Agaricomycetes; Cantharellales; Hydnaceae. The coding region runs from base 211 to 1482 and encodes 423 amino acids. The transcript is spliced from 6 exons.
GCCGGAUCUGCUUGCGCGCGGGCGACCCGGUACAGUAUUGAAUUACCAAUCAAACGACAUAGCCCAUCUUCAAUUGUCACACGGACAUCUCAUGCGUGGGUGUGAACGAUGCUUCGCAAAUGCUUCUUAGUGGUAGCUAGCUUGUGUGUGACAAGCACCUACCCCACCUCCCAUCAUUGAACAGUCUUCUGGUGUCCGUAUCGAUCUCCAAUGUCAGCGCAGGAAGUCCCUCUUUCGCAAAUGACCAGUGAUAACGACCAAAAGAUCAGUUUUUGGGAAGGUCCGGUAAACAAGCUGGAGACGCUGUUCGGGGACCUAUUAGCAACAAACGAAAGUCUCGAGUGGAGGGUUCGUGAACUAGAAGAAGAUGUUAAGGUCGCUAGGCGUGAUGAAAACGCUUGGAAGAUCGCAUACACAUCGACGAUCAGCAAGAUGGAGAAUCUCUCUCAGGACUACGAGGUGUUGCAAGACUCGUUGAUGAAGGAUCGUGAUACCAUGUCAUUGGCGCUUAUCGACGGGGAUAAUUUCAUUUUCUCUGCGAAGUACUGGAAGAGAGGGAAAGAUGGAGGCCAGGAAGCGGCCACUGACCUUCGUCGUGCACUCCUCGAAGUAGCUGGGCCCUUGCCUUUCCAUCAAGCCAUCCUUUACUUCAAUAAGAGGGGGCUUUCGGAUGCGUUAUAUGCAAACGGCAUAUGUUCAAGAACCGAAUUCGAGGAGUUCAUUGUCGGUUUCAAUGGAGCUCCACAUUUUUCCAUGACAGAUGUCGGGCAACGGAGGAAGUCCCUAGACACUAAGAUAAGGGAGACAAUGAAGUUGCACGCACAUCUUCAUCAGACGAAACUGGUCCUUCUUGGCGGUGGUCACAGCGAGGUGUACGCAGGAGAAUUCCUUGCGCUUCAAGCGAAGGGAUUAUUGGAGAAGUUCGUGCUACUAAAGGGAUACAAUCCACUAGCCCGAAAUGUGGAAUCCUUGGAGUUGUCAUCACGAAGGAUUGAUGGCCUUUUUCUUUCUGACCGACUGCCUGCGACUGGCACGAGAAGCAAGGCCCGAAUUGACCCAUAUCUUUCGGCAGCAAGCGCAGGCAAGACCCAGAAGAAUGCUGACCCGAGAGAAGUCCCCCAAGUGUCCACUCACGGCGAAGCAUGGAAGAGGGAACUUAUCAAUAAAGGCCAGCUCACCCGGAGGGGAAAAUCACCCAAGUUACAAUAUCAGACCGACAGUGAACUCACUGAGACUUCCCCGGAAGGUAACGGGGCCUGGCGAUCGCUAGGUGAUAGGCUCGAUGUUUCUCCCAGAUAUGGAAGGAGGAGUCUUUCUCCAGCGUCCCCUCGAAGCGUUUCGCCGUCCUUCAGUGACGGAGAGGAAGGCACAAGUUUGACACUUUUAACUCCUGCGCCUCCUGAAGAAUCCCACUCAUCACGACUCCCAUCGAACGGCAAGCCUACUGAUAAGCUGCUACCAAGGGGUCGCACAUCCGCUUGAUGUAGAUAAUCUUUCAAAUUGACUCUGUAUUUCAUUCAGAGUUUCGUUGAACUCUGCUUGCACCUUACCCGUGUUGUAUCAACCCGAUAGAUGAGUAUGCCACUGA